This is a messenger RNA of Vitis riparia (riverbank grape), 1369 nucleotides long. RefSeq names its product protein WHAT'S THIS FACTOR 9, mitochondrial. Gene Ontology annotation, molecular function: RNA binding. The record is from RefSeq and is a predicted model, not a curated record. Lineage: Eukaryota; Viridiplantae; Streptophyta; Magnoliopsida; Vitales; Vitaceae. Bases 72 to 1268 code for a protein of 398 amino acids. The transcript has a single exon.
GAGUGAAAGCCUAAAAGGGCAGAGAGUGGGAGAGAGGCGGCGGCGGUUGCGGUGGCGACCUUCAAGCCGAAAUGGCGUUGUUCCGCAAUACCCUCAAGAAACUAGUUUCAUCCUCAGAAGCAACCAUCAUUAACCUCCCCUGCCUCCACACCCGCAAGUGCAACUAUGUGAAUGUCUACAUGAAAUGGAAAAAGGACUCUUAUUAUGACUCAAUUCCACAUAUCCUCUACUCCCCAUUCCUUAAACCCAUAACCUCCCUCACAAACAUCAUCUCUCAAUACCCAAAUGCCUGCAUCCCUGUUUCUGCCGUCUCCAAAAGGGGUCUCGAAUUGGACGUCCCCGUCAAGGUUGCCAGGUUUUUGAGACUCUACCCAUCAAUUUUUGAGGAGUUUGUUGGACCCCAGUAUAACCACCCCUGGUUCAGGCUCACCCCACAAGCCUUGGCGCUCCAUGAGGAAGAGCGCGCGGUUUGUUGUGAUCGGAAGAAAGAUAUAUGGAUGCGGUUGAAGAAGUUGAUAUUGAUGAGUAGGGGGAGGGUGCUUCCUCUAAGGGUAAUUCAAGGUCUGCGGUGGUAUUUGGGCUUGCCCCAAUCAAGUUUUGACGAGGGUUUUGAUUCUGAUUUGGGUUUUGAGGUUGUGGAGAUGGAAGAUGGGGAAAAGGGGCUAGGGGUGGUGUCGGACGAAAGGGUCUUGUCUGUAAUGGAGAUGAAUGCAAUGGAGAAAGGUACGCGGGAUGAUGAGGAAGGGUCAAUCGAGGCAAUUGAGUUUCCCCUUUAUCCCUCCAAGGGUUUGAGAUUGAAGAGGAAGAUAGAGAAUUGGAUAGAUGAGUUCCAGAAGGCUCCCUAUGUAUCUCCCUACGAGGAUUCUUCCAAUUUGGAUCCAACCAGUGAUGCGUCGGAGAAACGAGUUGUGGGUGUGCUCCAUGAGCUGUUGAGUCUUUUUGUGGAACACUCGGCAGAGAGGAAGAAGCUACUGUGCCUCAGGAAAUUCCUGGGGUUGCCGCAGAAGUUCUACAAGGCAUUUGAGAGACAUCCCCAUAUCUUUUAUUUAUCCCUCCGGAACAAGACCUGUACUGCCAUUCUCAAACAGGCUUACAAUCAAAACUCCGGCAUAGAGGCCCAUCCGCUCUUGAGAGUAAGAAAGAAGUAUGUCAAGUUGAUAAAGGAGUCGGAAGUGAUAUUGAAGAACAGGAGGAUGAAGACCAGAGGUGUUCAUCGUGAAGAUGUGGGUUUGGAUUUGGAUUCCGUGGAGAGAGAGACACAACAUUGAUAUGGGGGUGCAAAUCUGUGAAUUAGUUGUUGGUCUAAUCGGUACAACCAUUUAAUCUUGUUGAUUGUAAAAAAAGAAUAAAUUACCAAAUCUUUACAAAA